Molecule: messenger RNA, 2346 nt
Organism: Hemisphaericaspora subhashii
Lineage: Eukaryota; Fungi; Ascomycota; Pichiomycetes; Serinales; Debaryomycetaceae
Gene: CDC24
Product: Rho family guanine nucleotide exchange factor
Exons: 1
Coding region: 1-2346 (781 amino acids)
Biological process (GO): establishment of cell polarity; septin ring organization; intracellular signal transduction
Cellular component (GO): nucleus; cytoplasm; mating projection tip
Molecular function (GO): guanyl-nucleotide exchange factor activity
Source: RefSeq, a predicted model, not a curated record
AUGGAAGCAUUUCGAUCAUUUUCAACUUCAUCAACCACAAACUCGAGCACUGCUUCCAUAUCAAGAGUAGCGCUGAGUGCAACACCAUUAAAUAUCAAUUUUAAUAAACAAUCGUCACCUAAAGAACAUUUAUACUACCAAUGUGAACUAUUGAAAAUAAAAUUAAGAAAGAUUCCAGGAAUGGAACCAUAUCUCAAUGAAGCCUAUAGACAAGCAGAAGAAUUUGCAGAACAGCAAGCAUUAGCACUUUCCCAAGAAACACCCUCUUCGUAUAAUAUGGGUGCCAAUGGCAAUGGAGGAUCCGUCGAGUCAGAUUCGAGUAGAGUUUCAAUACAUUCAUCAAAUACUGCCAGUUCGGCAGCUAAAGGCAGUGGGAAUUCAUCUAAUCAUGUUUUCACAUUCACGGCUGGGGUCUUGCCUGCAAGUGUAAGUGUUGAUCCAGCCACGCAUUUAUGGAAAUUAUUCCAAAUGGGAGCACCGUUAUGUUUAUUAUUUAAUCAUUUAAUCACAAUUGAACAACCAGUUCCUGUGGUUGCAAGUGAUGAUUUAAGAAUUUGCAAGAAAUCAGUGUAUGAUUUUUUGAUUGCGGUUAAAACUAAUGUUAAUUUUAAUGACGAUUUCAUGUUUACUAUUUCAAAUGUUUUUUCUGACAAUACUGAAGAUUUAAUCAAGAUUGUUAAAGUUAUAAAUAAAUUGUUAGAUGAUUAUGGCUCAUCAGUCGAUGCGACUACCCCAGAAGAAGACGAGCGAUUGGUUAAUAUUGAAGUUGUGCCUAGUGAUGAACGUUCCAAAGUGUUUAAAGAAAUUAUUGACACUGAACGUAAAUAUGUCCAAGAUUUAGAAUUAUUGAUUCAAUAUCGUAAAGAACUUCAAGAUGCAGAACAAUUAUCAUCAGAGCAAAUCAAUACUUUAUUCCCUAAUUUAUCAGAAAUAAUUGAUUUCCAACGACGUUUCCUUAAUGGGUUGGAAUGUAAUAUAAAUGUUCCAAUCAAAUAUCAACGAAUUGGAUCUGUGUUUAUUCAUGCAUCAAUUGGUCCUUUUAAAGCAUAUGAAUUAUGGUCAACAGGACAACUUACCGCCAUUGAUUUGAUUCAACGAGAAGCAUCAAAUUUAAGAAAAUCAUCCUCAUUAUUAGAUCCGGGGUUCGAAUUACAAGCGUAUAUUUUAAAACCAAUUCAAAGAUUAUGUAAAUAUCCUUUACUUUUAAAAGAGUUAAUUAAGCAUUCUACUCCUGAAGAGCAAACUGCAUUUAAUGAAUUAUUGGUGGCCAGAAAUGCCAUUAAGGAUGUUGCGAAUCAAGUGAAUGAAGCUCAACGUCGAGCCGAAAACAAGCAAUAUUUAGAUAAGUUACGUACUCGGGUUCAAAAUUGGCGUGGGUUUGAUUUGGAUAAUCAAGGUGAAUUAUUAUAUUUCUGUAAAGUUGGAGUAAGAGAUGCUGAGAAUGAACGAGAAUAUGUUGCAUAUUUAUUUGAAAAGAUUAUAUUUUUCUUUAUUGAAGUAGUUGAUAAAGAAAAGGAAAAGAGAAGUAAAUUUACUAGAAAGAAGCUGACAGGAACCAAUUCAAUGUCAAAUAGUACGGUGAAUUUAUUAGAUACAUUAAAUUCACGCGAUACCCCAUUGGAAUUGAAAGGAAGAGUAUAUAUUUCUGAAGUGUAUAACAUUACGACAUCUCCUAACCAAGGAUAUAUGCUUAUAAUCUCCUGGAGUGGCAAGAAAGAAUCAGGAUCAUUUACACUCCGUUAUCCAACCGAAGAAUCUCGAAAUCAAUGGGAACAAUGUUUACGUAACCUCAAAACUAGUGAAAUGCAUGAAGUUAUGAACUCAAGUAGACAAAGAGAUAGUCAAGCAUCGGAGGAUUCCAUUUAUGAUUACACUGUUUCUCCAUAUGAGAAUAAUCGAGCAUCUAAUGGUUCAAACUUGAAUACUCCAGGCAGGCAUUAUUCUUCCUCAUCAACUUAUUCUAUGAUGAGAUCAAUGGGAAGAAAAUCAGUUGAAAGACAUUCAUCAAGUUCAUCAGGCACAUCAUAUUUCAAUAAUAAUAACAAUGCCGCCCAUUCAGUUGCUGCUAGUUUCGAUAUCCAUGUGAAGUUGAUCUAUAAUGGUAAUGAAAUUGAUGGCUUGAGUGUAAAUUCCCUGAUAGGAUUCAAUGAAUUAUAUUCCACGAUUUUGAAUAAAUUGAUAGCUACCGGUGAAACUGAGGAGAUAUUAGUGAAGAAGUUGAAGUAUCGUGAUGAAGAUGGGGAUUUUGUGAUUAUGGAUUCGAAUGAUGAUUGGGCUGUUGCUGUUGAGGAGAUGGAAGCUGAAACCGCUGGAAAUAGUGGAUAUUUGACUAUUUGGGUGUCAUAA